AAGGACAUUUUAUAUAUCUAUAACACAACGUACCUUGGUCACAUGUAGGAGCAAAGGCUGGCGAAUAUGUUAAUAGAACGUACAGUCACACCUACAUAUGUAUUGGAAAUAUAUACUGCAUAUGCCGAAAAAUUAAUAGUAUUUGAGUGACAUUUUAACCUGAUAAUUGGGUUUUAAAUUUGUGUUUGCUUUGAAAGAAUGCCAUAGUAUAUAAUGUAUUUACGUCUCCAUUUUGAACUGGAUCCUAUGGAGUGUUACAAACUAGAUAUGCCUCACUGCAGCUCUGACGCUAGUCUGCCUUACUAUUCCACAUACAGCGUGUAUGACAACUAGAUGACCUACAUCUUGCUAUCGGUGAAGUCGUUUGCUUGGAAGUGUACGGCAUUAUCUUAAAGAAUUACCGAUUUUAACUCAUGUUCGUAUGAAAGGAAUAGCUCCAGAAACGUCUAAGAAGACUCCACACAUAUCCAGCAAUGCCAGCAGGUGCUGUGCCGUUUCCCUUCGGAGAUUGUCGGGUGUGUAAUGACCGCGCCACGGGGGUACAUUAUGGAGUGGCUUCUUGCGAGGGAUGCAAAGGAUUCUUUAAGAGGAGUACAACAAGAGAAGAGAAAUACAAGUGUUUCUUUGGAGGUUCCUGUCUUUUGACACCACAGAACAGAAGCCGAUGUAAAGCAUGUCGAUUCCAAAUGUGUUUGAAACAGGGCAUGGCUAUUGACGCCGUGAAAAUGGGAAGAAUUCCGAAGUUGGAAAAGGAAAAAGCUUUGAGAGAUGCAAAUAUAUGCCAAUCAUCCACCGAAGUGUCUUGUACUGACUUCAAUUCGCCCUCACUAUCGCAGCAAACAGCGUUCUACUCUUCAUCAACAGCAUCACAACAGAAUUUCUCUUUGACCCAACCCUUAUAUUCACAACAGAAUUUCUCUUCGAACCCAUCCUUAACAUCGCAACAAAAUUUCUCGGCCAUUUCCUUACCAUCACAACAUAACUACUUUUCGACUCAAUACUUAUCAUCACAGCAGAAUUUCAUUUCGACCGAUUCCCAGCCAUCGGAACAGAAUUUCUCUUCGACCCAUCCCGUACCUUCACAACCAAAUUUCUCUUCGACCGAACCCUUACCUUCACAAUUGAAUUUCUCUUCGACCCAAACCUUACCUUCACAACAGAACUUCUCUUCGACCCAACCCAUAUCUUCAGAGCCGUUUGUCAAUCAAAGAAAUUUACAGUCCAACAGGCGUGCUGCAUGUUUGGAUAGGGAUCAGUAUGGAGACAAAAAAAUAAACCCCAGCCAUUUUGUGGAGCUUGGCAAAGAUCUUACAGAGACAAGAGACAAACAUUAUUUUGGUGACCCCGACAAGGAUCCUGCAUCAUUAUGGAGAUCAAGUGAUACAACUGUACUCCAUACUCAAAGAGAUGACGAUGCGGAACAGCCCAGAGAUAGUAGACAUAGUUUUCAGAGUACAGAGCACAGCGAGUUUGACAUGUUUCAAGAGAAGCAUUUUACCUCAGUGGAUAAACAACGCCAGUGGAACAUGGUUGAAGCGGCAAAAACAACAAAGCCAAACAUCCAAAUAUCAAUGGAGGAUUUCCCGCAACUGUUUAAUAAGACCGUAUGUGUCAUGAAUCAGACAUCAUUAGAGGAGACGCCGUUCCGCCCACAGACAGAAUUUAAGGCUGCUUCGCGGUGCCAACAGCACGAUCAACUCAAUGAUGGAACAAUGAAAACUGACGCAUCGCAAGAUGGGAGUCAAGAGGAAUCAAUAAGCAAGCGGAACCAGGGCGACGCCAGAAAUAUUGAACAACACAUUCACCAAGAAGCGCAGGUGGACGAAAAGGCAUUAAAUGAGUCUGGCUCAGUUACUGAUAGUCGUAAUGGUACUGGUCAUGGAUACUGGGGAGGAAAGCAAUCUGCUAACAAUUUAUCUGGAAAGGAUAAGCAAAGCGCCAGUCAGACUGUCGCGCUUUUUUCUGGGGAUAGUUCAAAACAGCAUACCCAGUCAGCUGAUGACGAAAACCAUAAAGUGGAUCAGACGCCAUUUCAUGUAGAAAUGGAAACCAUUGAGAAGCCUAAACUUGGCCAUUCUGAACGAAAGACGUCUUUGGAUCCUGAAACCUUGGCUCUCGUUGAAAGUACAACUAAAAGAAUGAAAGGGGUAGUGGAUGCUUUCUACGCCCCACUGAAGAUAAAGAGGGCUAUCGUUCAGGACUACUUUGCUAAAAAGGUAACCAUGCGGUUUACAACUUUGGAAAAUAUUCAAGAGGUGUGGAAUAUAUUGAUUGCCAAUCUUGACGGAGUAAAUAAAAGAAAUAUUGCCUUCUGUUCUUGUGUGCCUGGUUUCAGUAAUCUUGAUGAAGCUGACAAGGAAAAACUUACUUUACGAGCCUAUCUAGACAUCUGGACGAUAUCUUGCAGUGAAUUCUUUAUUGACGAUGAAAGUUACAUCGUCAUCGGAGACGGACUUUUCUACAGUAGAUCAACAAUGACAAAAAUCAUGAAUACCAGUAUUGUCCACAAAAUGUUUUUAUUUGCCAAAAAGCUCAACUCUCUGGCUUUAUCUGAGUUUGAAUUGGGAGUGCUGUGUGCAGUUCAGUUACUUACAGAAGAUGAACUGGAGAUAAAAAACCGGGAGGCAGUGGAAGAACUUCAUUCUCACUACCUGGAUGUCUUCAUCAAUACCAUUUCCCGUAACCAUCCUACGACAAGCAGUCGUCUGCUGGUGGACGUGUUCCGGCUGUUUCCACUUCUUAGUGAGAUAAAUAAGAGCAACACAGCUCUCAUGGCCAGAAGUAAUAUGAAGGGGCCUGAUGUAUCUAAGUAACCGCAUGUGCUCGUCCACCCAUGUCAUCGAAAGCGACUAAAUUUAAGAGGUUACAUUUUGUUUGUAUUUGUUGUGAAUUAAAUGGAUAUUAUAUCUAUCGUGUGAAAUGCUCCGGAUGUUGUAUCGAUUCUGUCUCGUGAGGCUAGGUACGGCGUUUUGUUAGCAAGUAUGGAUUAGAAAAUGCCAAUGAAACAACAGUAUAUUUGGCAUUACAUACGUCAUUUAAAGCGUAUAACAUUAUUCAAAAAGAUAGACUGGAGUCUUUAAAAAACAUGAUUUGAAUACUUAGAUUAAUUAGAUAUUUUGUAAACCAUGAAAAUACUGAUUUAUGAAUGUUUGAUUCAUUGGUUAUGCGGCUGAAUAAUGUUAUUCCUUGGGCUCUUGUAAGUUGUAGUGAAGUGGAAAACUCUUAGUGAUUUUAUUGACAUAAAUGCAUUUUUGCACCAGAGCUCCGGAUUUAUUAUUCAAUAUUCCAGUUCAGCUUACUAAACAGAAACGUUUUAAGCAAAUGAAGCUAUUAUUUGUAAUCCAAACACCAGAUAAACCUCUAAGCUCUUAACAAAGGCACUCCAUUUGAACAUCCUUUAAAAUGUUUGGAUAUUUCGAACAAAACCUCGAUUUUAUUCCCUAGGGUUGUUUGACUUGCAUGUUAUGGACAAUCAACAUAUUUCAAUGAUAUAUAUGUAAUGAAAUACGGGGUAAGAUACUCGUUAAGUGCAUAGACGUCGCGGCGUCGUUAAACUUGUGUUAAACUUUUUACAGACAUCUUAACCCGCGAGGUGAGAGGUCUGAGACAUUGCAUAUUAGUCUCCAUCCAUUUCCUUCAAGCUCAUGUAAAUAUGUGGCUAUGAAUGUUAUCUGUCAAGGCAUUACAUAUAAUGUACAAACAGUUAUGGAUUUACGGCUUCUUCAUAUCACAUUAUAUUUACAUUUGGUGUGGCAAUGCCCUUAUAUAUUACUAGUAAAUCCCUACCAAAAGCAGCUUCAUCUAUGAGAGUAUAACUGAAGUUGCCCUGAGGGCGUAUGAAUAUCUCACUUGCAAAAA
Molecule: messenger RNA, 3858 nt
Organism: Pecten maximus
Lineage: Eukaryota; Metazoa; Mollusca; Bivalvia; Pectinida; Pectinidae
Exons: 8
Coding region: 474-2813 (779 amino acids)
Biological process (GO): cell differentiation; negative regulation of transcription by RNA polymerase II; positive regulation of transcription by RNA polymerase II
Molecular function (GO): zinc ion binding; RNA polymerase II cis-regulatory region sequence-specific DNA binding; nuclear receptor activity
Source: RefSeq, a predicted model, not a curated record